Limanda limanda (common dab) is the source of this 1976-nucleotide messenger RNA. It is a transcript of the gene harbi1, whose product is annotated as harbinger transposase derived 1. Bases 51 to 1091 code for a protein of 346 amino acids. The transcript has 7 exons. NCBI's taxonomy places the organism in Eukaryota, Metazoa, Chordata, Actinopteri, Pleuronectiformes, Pleuronectidae. The record is from RefSeq and is a predicted model, not a curated record.
UGUUCCCGUGGAUUGUUUUGGUUGACAAAUGCUGCAAGACUUGGGUGAACAUGGCGAUCCCUAUAGCCAUUUUGGAUUGUGAUCUACUGCUACAUGGUCGAGGUCAGAAGACGCUGGACCGCUUUGACCUGGAUUCGGUCUCCGACACCUUCCUCCUCAAACAUUUUAGCUUCCCAAGAGACUUCAUUCUUUAUCUGGUGGAAUUACUUAGAGAAGAUGUGUCUAGACGUACACAGCGGUCCAGAGCCAUCAGUCCAGAUGUCCAGGUGUUGGCAGCUUUGGGCUUUUACACAUCUGGCUCAUUCCAGACGUCCAUGGGAGAUACCAUAGGGAUCAGCCAGGCUUCAAUGUCGAGAUGUGUGUCCAAUGUGACCAAAGCCUUGGUGGAGAAAGCUCCGGAGUUCAUUGUGUUCAACAGGGAUCCCUCAAGCAGAGAGCUGUCCUCCCAAGAUUUCAAGAAAAUGGCAGGAUUUCCAGGAGUUGGGGGAGUGCUGGACUGUGUUCAGGUCGCCAUCAAAGCUCCAAACAGUGAAGACUCGACGUAUGUGAACAAGAAAGGGUUUCACUCUGUAGCCUGCCAGCUUGUCUGUGAUGCCAGAGGAUUGCUGCUCAGCGCAGAGACCAACUGGCCGGGUGGACUCAAUGACGCAGAAGUUCUAGAAAGGUCUGCUCUCUGCAAACAGCUGCAGGACACUGAGAAUUGGUGGCUGCUGGGUGACUGUCGUUACCCUUUGAGGAAGUGGUUGAUGACCCCAGUCAACAACCCAGAAUCCCCUGCAGAGGUUGAAUAUAAUCUGGCGCACAAUGCUACACUUGAGAUAGUGGACAGGACCUUCAGAGCCAUCCAGACCAGAUUCAGAUGUUUAGACAGCACCAAAGGAUACCUACAGUACUCUCCAGCGAGGAGUUCAUCCAUCCUGCUGGCCUGCUGCGUCCUCCAUAACGCCUCCCUGCAGUCGGGAUUAGAUGCCUGGACACUGGAAAGGACAGACCCCCCCGAGCUACCAGAGAGCCUGGAACAGAGGCCUGAGGACCGCGACAGCCAGGCAGAGGAGCUCAGAAAAAAGCUCAUACUCGAACACUUCAGCUGAAAUGCAGCCUGGACUCGGACUCGAGCCAGAGGGGUUCUCAUGGGAAGUCAAGUUCAUGUUGAGGUCAAAGGGGAUCAAGACUGAGUCACAUUAGGAUCAGAGGAAAUCAUGUCUUUUUUCUUUUUCAUCCAUUUAAAGCAAGAAAGUCCACGGACACAGUGUUGCUGAUGCAGUUUUUUAAUAUUUUGCUGGUUUCUACUCUACUGACUACACUAAGAUAACAUAUUUAUAUAUGGAGGAACAUGCAAGGCACUAUACAACAAACCAGGACAACAUUAUAUCCAAACACAUUUCAAACAACUGAACCCUCUGGAAAGUGCUGGCCUAUUCUCUCUGGACAUUGUUCAGAUGUUCAGAGAAGUUGGAAUCAUCAUCAGCUCCUGGUGUUUGAUUCAAACUGUGUCGAGCUACUGUGUCGUCCAGGUUUCUUUACAAGUUGAAAAACUCACCCUUCUGGUUACAUUUUUUGACCCUCCCCACUUUAAUCCCCUAAAACUCCACUGAUUGUAAUUUUUUUCCCCACUUUCCACAGGUUUAAGUCUUGGACUUUGUCACAAUACAAUAAAAAAACAAAACAAGGCCCUUUAUUUACAACAUCUGCACAUUUGGUUGCUAUUAUUUAUGUACACUGGUGCAUUGAAACUGUAGAGGUUGAGAAUGACGAUGGUGGAGUGACGGGCUGCAGUCACGUGAUGCUUUUGUUUACACUUGGCACACGAGGGACACAAAACGAAACGAACAAAAAAAAAAUUGUUUCUGGAUGAUUUUAUCUUCAGAAUUUGGAAUUAUUUCCUCCACGGACUCGGAUGAGGAAAAAUGUUAAUCUGAUGGAAAACCAUGACAUUGUCAGAAUAGUGGUGAAGAAAUAAAAGCGUUUUAAAAAUG